Molecule: messenger RNA, 2321 nt
Organism: Botrytis cinerea B05.10
Lineage: Eukaryota; Fungi; Ascomycota; Leotiomycetes; Helotiales; Sclerotiniaceae
Exons: 4
Coding region: 476-1612 (378 amino acids)
Source: RefSeq, a predicted model, not a curated record
GAGGACGUACAAAAUUAACGAAGGAUUGAUAGUAGUGUGAGAUGGUGGUUGGUUGACAAUCGUGGCAUCGAUGGAUUACCACACAAGACGUAGAUUGGGCUUCAAUUUUAAGGCUUUGAAAGUUGCUAUAGAUAUAAAAGAGUCGUCCUUCUCGAAUCGACCUUUGCAGUAACCUUCUUCAUAUACCAUUAAAACAUUCUUCCUUUGGACUAUCAUACAAUUAUCAACCCAUUCAGCAAUUCACUGAAUAACUGCACCUCGGAUAAUUUAAUCUGUUAUAUUGAACAUAAAAUCACGCGCCUUCAAUCGUCUUCUCUGCCACCGACCGCAUCUCUAAAGUCAAAAGGAUCCACAUCAUAAUACCACACGACACCAGUACAUCAGUGCUUAAACAAAAAGUUCAACAACUAUAUUCAACAUUAAAACUCAUCUAUAAUUCUCAUUUCCAACACAAAAACAGCCCACUACAGCAAAGAUGGCCACUAUCGACGUAAGCUAUCAACCAGGAACUCCUGAGCCAAACUUGUUCCCUAAGGUGGCAAACUACACUUCUUCCAGAGCAACUCAAGACAGCCUCAAAAGAUCCUUCGCCAAGUAUCUAGCCUCCGAACAAAGUGCACCAGCUGUUGGAAAGCUUUUCAAGCCUGAGAAUCAUCUUCAAUAUGAAGAGCCUAGCUAUAUCCACACAAUGGAAGAGAUUGGGUACUCUGCCACCUCUGGUGUUUCCCCCGUCGCUGUCUCUGAGCCCUUUCGCCUUUUUAGCGAGGAAGCUGUCAAUGUCAUGAGGGAAGAGAUUUUCGCCAAGGAAGUCCAAGAGAAGUAUAGCUAUACCUCAGAUAUCGCACCCAAACAACUCCGUGGCUACGCUCCCGAUCACGGCAAAUUCAUCUACGAGGCCUGGAAACACCCUGAAACUCUCGCAAUAAUCUCUAAGAUUGCGGGUGUAGAUCUUGUUCCUGUUAUGGACUAUGAAAUUGGCCAUGUCAACUUGUCUGUCCCAGGAAAUAGACGUAACCAUGAUAGCAGUGCUUUAAUAAGCGAGGAUGAUGAGAAGCCCAUUGUUGGCUGGCACAGAGACAGUUAUCCAUUCGUUUGUGUUCUCAUGAUGAGCGACACAACAGGAAUGGUGGGUGGCGAGACUGCUUUGAGAACUGGCUUUGGUGAUAUCAAGAAAGUCCGCGGCCCAUCAAAGGGAUGCGCUGUGGUUUUGCAAGGUCGCUACAUUGAUCACCAAGCACUGCAAGCAUUUGGUGGACAAGAGAGAGUCACCAUGGUAACCUCCUUCCGUCCACGAUCCCCACGUGUCCGUGACGACACCGUCCUCACUACUGUCCGACCCAUCUCUAAUCUUUCCGAUUUGUAUGGACAAACGGUCGAAUAUCAAUUGGAGAAUGCCGAAGCUCGCAUCAGAAUCAUGCUCAAGGAACUUCGCGAUUCCAUGAAAGCCGGUGCUACCAACGCCAAAGCCAUCAAAAACUUCCUUGAUUUCGAAAUCAGCCAACUUACUCAUCUCAACGGGGAAAUCGUCGAGGAAUCACUUGUCAAGGCAGGAGAGCUGGGAGAGAUCUGCGCUGAAGCUGCGAAUCCCAACAAGAAAGCCAGAGCUGAAUGAAUGAUGGACACGGCCAGCUAGACUUUUUAUGACUUGACACGAAUUUCUUUUGUUUUUAUUCCCUCUUUAGCGCCGAUCGUUUGAAGGCAGAUAUUUCGUCUGGAUCUUUGAUUGAAGUUGAAAAUAGCGUGCUGAAUGCAGAUCAGAUAGGCUCUUUUAAUCUGGAGCUUGCUCCAUAGUCUUGGGCUUCGAAUCUUAGGUUCCGUCCCUUUCUUGCUAGUACAAUGCAAUGGCACUUGUUAACUUUUGAUGGUUUGCUUCUUGAUUUGAUUGUUGGUAUUGUUUACUUGAUGAAUAUGCAUUGCAUGUACCGGAAAUCCUUGGGCGGGGUUGUAAAUCUAUGGUGGGGGAUUUCGAGAGAUAGAUAGGUAUUGGAUGACCCGAUGGUUGGUUGGUCGGAUGUGUGCCACGUAGUACCACUUCACAGUUGAAAAAGCUAAUGCAAUGUUGAGAUGAAGUCUGUGGGGGCUUCUCUUGGAUGUAGUGAGAUGAAUGAGGGGAUUUAUAUUUUGAUUGUCCUAUACGGUCGCUUGGAAAACACGGAUUAGAUCGAGUCGAGAUUUCCGUACUGCAGUAGAUCCCGGGCAAAGAGAAUAAUUUAGCCAUUGUUCAAGUAGAUAUAACUUAUAGGCGGUUGUAAACUCCUACAAAUUUAAGAACACUAUCUAUAAGAAGCCCUAUCAAUGGCUUCAAAUACAUCCGGUUUUUA